AUGACAAAUCCCCAAGACAAUCCUGGCACUCCACCACCUGUUUCACCCAACACCUCAUCUUCCACACCACCAGUCGAAAACCCAAAACCUAGAUUCCAUCGCCAGAAAAUGCUAGCAAGAAAAACUUCCAGUCAAAAGAAAGCAGGCCCAGCAGCUGAGACCAACUCUAGCUCUGAAUCUGAUGAUUACAUCUCCACUAGUGAAGGAGAUGAACCUGGGUCUUCUGAACAGGCCAAAACUCAAGAAUCCCAAAGAGAGGUAAAAUCUUGCUAUGUUUUUUCUGAUGUAGUUGAUAGAGAGGAAAAUCGAUUUGUUCUGAUAGGGGCUGCUAGAGAUGUAGGUGGGACUGAUUCUGGGAAAAUGAGGAAGAAAAAGAAGAAGGAACCUUUAGCCAUAUGUGGGGGUGGGGAAGAAGGAGUCUCGAAGUCAGGGGGAAGUGGUUCAGGUGAGGCUGCUGAGGGGUUGAUUAAUCUGAGUAAACAACAAGAUGAACCCGGUUCAUCUGAUGAAGAGAGUUUGGCUAACUUGUUGAAGAAAGUGGGGGCCAACUAUGGCCUAAAGAAACGCAAGGCUUCCUCACAAAAGACCCCUGCUGCAUCCAAACCAACCAAGAAAAGCAAACAAUCACCACCCAAGUCUACUCCUAGGAUUAGAGCUACUAGAAGCACAGGGCUGGAAGGACAUGGUUCUUCAUAUGGAUGA
This is a messenger RNA of Nicotiana attenuata, 702 nucleotides long. Its product is annotated as protein ENL-like. The transcript has 2 exons. The record is from RefSeq and is a predicted model, not a curated record. NCBI's taxonomy places the organism in Eukaryota, Viridiplantae, Streptophyta, Magnoliopsida, Solanales, Solanaceae. Bases 1 to 702 code for a protein of 233 amino acids.